Rhincodon typus (whale shark) is the source of this 1071-nucleotide messenger RNA. RefSeq names its product leucine-rich repeat-containing protein 3B-like. The coding region runs from base 1 to 1071 and encodes 356 amino acids. The record is from RefSeq and is a predicted model, not a curated record. The transcript has a single exon. Gene Ontology annotation, molecular function: protein binding. Gene Ontology annotation, cellular component: plasma membrane. NCBI's taxonomy places the organism in Eukaryota, Metazoa, Chordata, Chondrichthyes, Orectolobiformes, Rhincodontidae.
AUGAUUCUCCCUGCAGCGCUUCUGCUGGUAUCUCAGUUGAGUGUUGCAAGUUGUACCUCGGAGACCUGGUCCCUCUGUCCCCGAGGCUGUGAGUGCAGAGAGGGCCUCAAGUAUGUCAACUGCUCAGCCGCUUCCUUGCAACAGGUACCCCCCAGCUUCCCAACAGAUACAGAGCAGCUGGACCUUUCGAAGAACAACCUGACCAUUCUCCCAGCCGGCGUCUUCCAAUCGCUCUGGAGAAUCAAUAUCCUCCUCAUUGGCUCCAGCCAUGUUCAGAGAGUCAACGAUGGAGCUUUUGCCUCUCUGGAGAACCUAUGGCGACUGGAUCUCCGGCAAAACAACAUCAGGGACUUGAGUGAGGGCUUUUCCAUUGGUCUCUCCUUCCUCAAUGAGUUGAUACUGUCAGACAACCACUUGGAGAAGCUGAAUUCACUGAUGUUCCAGUACCUGGACAAUGUGCAGAAACUCUACCUGAGUAAUAACCAGAUUUCUCAACUCUCCAGCGGGGCCUUCCGAAGUAUGACGAGGCUACGGCAGCUACACCUUCAGAAUAACCGACUGGCUAACCUGAGCAAUGGAGUCUUCUUCAUGCUGCAGAACCUGGAAGUGUUAAACCUUCAGGGGAAUCUAAUCAAAGAUGUCGACACUGGUGUUUUCACGUCGUUGACCAGUCUGACGCUCUUGAACCUGUCCCGAAAUGGCUUGGAGCGAAUUAAAUUCAAGACUUUCUUGGGUAUUCAGACUUGGGGCACCCACAUUUUGCUGUCAAAGAAUAAUUGGACUUGUGAUUGUGAGCUGCAGAGGGUUUUCGGUAAACUGCAUAAUGUCCAACGCUUGCUUGUGGAUGACUAUGACAAUGUGAUCUGCUUGGAGCCUCCUGCCCUGAGGGACUUUCCAUUAGCAUCUGUUGACACUCAAUUGUGCAUAGCAGAGACUGUCACAGUCCUGGUUAUCACAGUGACAGUCUUCAUCACUGUUGUUGCUGCGAUUGUAAUGGCUGAAAGGAAUAGGAAGAAACGAACGGGGAAGCACUGGAGUGAAGAAAGUGAAGACUUUGAUUCUCAAGAUUAA